GUCUCAGAAACUGAAAGGCUUUCCUAUGUGGGGAAUAACUUUGACAGUGGACUUAUGAAAUCUAACUCCCUAUGCAGGUAUUUUAUUGGUGUGUUAGACAAGGACUCUGGGCAAAUGGAAGUCUAUAAUGCUGAAAUAUUCAACAUGCAGCCCUUGUUGUCAGAUAACUUAAUACCUGACGACACGAAGGAUUAUCAGAAUAAAUCCUACAGGGAGAAGAUGGAUUUGUGCAUUGAGGCCUUUGGUACCAGCAAGCAGAAGCGAGCUCUGAACUCUCGGCGAAUGAAUGCAGUGGGCAAUGAUGUUCUGAAUACAGCUGUGACAAAAGCAGCAGCAAACGUUAUAGAUGCAAAGGGAGUAACAGCUUUAAUCCAGGAUGCGGCCCAAGAUGAUGUACAGAACAUCUCUGUCUUCCUCCCCCAAUGUAACGAAGACGCUGACAAACCAGAAAAUGUUUACAAGUUUGAGGACAUUCUGUCCCCAGCAGAGUAUGAAGCAUUGCGGGUUCCAGCAGCAGUCUUUGUUAACAUCACUCCAGAAGAAAUCACCAAGAAAACAGAAGAUAAAAGCCACUGCUCCUUUGUUUUAGAGGAGCUGAAGUUCCUGCCUGCUGAUGAGAAGAGCAGAGAUCAUAAAGCCCGGUGCCUCUGGUUCCUCGACACCCUUAUUAAGUUCAGCUACCUGAAAGUGAUCAAGAAGAAGCAUCCAAUGGGUCCCGAAUGCCCACAUGUUAUUAGCAAGAAACUCAUGAAGAAUUUCACUUCCCUGACCUACAACAACGGCAGUGUCCAGAAUUUAAUCUCUGCAUCAAUGAAGGCUAAAAUCACAGCAUACGUCAUUGCAUUGGCUCUGCACAUUAACAACUUCCAAACAGACCUCACCGUCCUGCAGAAUGACUUGAAGCUCCAAGAAAGCAGGUGA
Molecule: messenger RNA, 921 nt
Organism: Leptosomus discolor (cuckoo roller)
Lineage: Eukaryota; Metazoa; Chordata; Aves; Leptosomiformes; Leptosomidae
Source: RefSeq, a predicted model, not a curated record